Molecule: messenger RNA, 1080 nt
Organism: Oryza sativa Japonica Group (Japanese rice)
Lineage: Eukaryota; Viridiplantae; Streptophyta; Magnoliopsida; Poales; Poaceae
Product: probable peroxygenase 4
Molecular function (GO): monooxygenase activity; calcium ion binding
Source: RefSeq, a predicted model, not a curated record
CCCAGAUUACCAGUAGCGAGGCAUCCACCACCAUCAGCCAAAGUGCCAAACGAUCGAUCGAUCUCUGCAGUCUGCAGAUUAGCCCACCACCUCCAGCAUCGGGUCCACGAAUGCACACCCUGUCAACUCCACUCCACCCGCUUUUCUUUCCCUCUCCCCGCCACCUUCACAUCUCAACCUUUCCUCUCCCUCUCUCUCUCUCUCUCUGAUCUCGUCGUUCCCAUGGCCUCCAAACCCGCGGACGUUACGGCUACAGGUGGCGGCGGCGUCGCCGUCGUCCGUGACAACAACAACAACGCCGGCGGCGGCGAGGCGGAGGUGUACCGCUCCGAGCUGACGCCGCUGCAGAAGCACGUCGCCUUCUUCGACCGCAACAAGGACGGCAUCAUCUACCCCUCCGAGACCUACCAAGGGUUCCGCGCAAUCGGGGCAGGAGUCGUGCUGUCCGCCGUCGGCGCCGUGUUCAUCAAUGGCGGACUUGGGCCCAAGACGAUACCGGAGAACACCAAGACUGGUCUCAAGUUACCCAUAUACGUCAAGAACAUCCACAAAGGCAAGCAUGGAAGCGAUUCAGGCGUGUAUGAUGCGAAUGGAAGGUUUGUCCCAGAAAAGUUCGAGGAAAUAUUCAAGAAGCAUGCUCACACCAGGCCUGAUGCCCUAACAGACAAAGAGCUGAAGGAGUUGCUCCAAUCAAACAGGGAGCCUAAAGAUUUCAAAGGAUGGUUGGGUGGCUUCACAGAGUGGAAAGUAUUGUACUACCUCUGCAAAGACAAGGAUGGAUUUCUUCACAAGGAUACUGUCAGGGCAGUCUAUGAUGGAAGCCUAUUUGCAAAGAUGGAGCAAGAGAAGCAGUCUGCUAAGAAGAAAUGAUAAGACCAUACUGGGUGCUGUAAUUAUCUGUUAUUGUUGCAGGUGAUUGUAAAUUACGGUGUGGGUGUGAAUCCAAAAUUAUUGCUGUAGUUUGAUUGCGCGUGUUUGUUGACCCGUUCCUGUAACAAGAAGCUAUUUGUGAAGUUAUUGGAAGUGUUUGUAAACAUGGUGGUAUCCUCUGAUUUAUUCACUUCAUUUUUUUCUUUUACA